AUGUUUAAACAUGCUGGCACUUCAGAGAACAAAGCCUUGAUCGAAGUCAAUGUCCAUCAUCUCAACAUCAAUAUCUCUGUUCCCAAUUGUGAAGUCAUGAUCGUCUUCCAAAGAGGAGACAGAAAAGCACAAACUCAACCAGUCCAAUUGGUGAACAAGUGUGCCCGAAUCGAACAAAUACUUAGAGUCCCUGCUACCAUGUAUUACGAUGUGAAACAAAAAGAGUACCAAAAGAAAAUGGGCACAUUAAUCGUCCUCAUCAGGUACGAUAAAGGAAUGAAGAAUGCAGGCCAAAUUGAAAUUGAUUUCUCCUCCUACUUGAAUCAAAGAAAGGGCAAGAUUGACGAACUCUCUCCGCUCUCCAAAUGUCCUGAUCCCAAUGCUACACUCUCAUAUACAAUCAAUUUCUUGAGUCAAGAGCAAAGAUCUAAAACUCCAGAAGCCAACAUUAAUAAUAUUAGGGAAGAUCAAUCCAAAGCUCAAAUCACUUAAUUAGACCAGCAAAAUAAACAGAUGAAAGAUGACAAUACUAGAUUAUAAGAGGAGGUUGAUCAUUUAAGAGUUUAAAAUAAAGAAUAAUAGAUCUACAUACAAUAGCUAUUAAAUCAAAUCAAAUAAACCUAAGUAACCUAACUCAAUUCAAAUUCAUCUAAACCCAUUUCAGACACUUCAACAGUACAACCAGAAGACUGUCAGAAAUGCAUACAAUUUCAAUUAGAAUUAGGUAUCUAUUAUCAAAUUGAUAUGGUAGAAUCAUUUAAAAAAUAAAAAAAAACUAAGCCACUCCCUUGUGAUAAAUGUUCAAAUCUAGAGUAACAAAUUGAACAACUCAAAAAACAAUACUCUCAAGGAUUGAAACAAGAAAGCACUGACCAAAAAUUUGAGUUGCUCAAUUAAGCCAACACUGAUUUGAAGGAAUAAUUAUAUGAACUUGAAUAAUAGGUAGCUAGAAUUAGGAAGGAGAAUCAGGAUCUUAAAAAUAAAUUAACCAUUUAAAACUAAUAACUAAUUGAUUGCAGAGAGAGAAUCUCUGAACUCGAGAAUGAUGACGAGGAUGAUUAGCGCGUUGCAGAAUAUCAAAAAUUAGUAGAAAAAUCCAAUGAUGAUCUUUUGGAUGUGUAAUAAAAACUAUUUUCCUUUUAAACUGAAUGUGAUCAACUCCAAAGAGAGAAGAAUGAAUAUGAGCAAUAAUUAGGGAUUUUGUCAAAAAAAUAUGAUUCCUUAGAAUUAUAACUGUUCUAACAAAAAUAAAGAUUUGCCAAUGCUAUGCAUGCUUUCCUUAGUUAGGGUGAUACAAAUGCAAUUGAAGUGUUGGAAAAGUACAGUGGUGAUUGA
Messenger RNA from Paramecium tetraurelia, 1335 nucleotides. RefSeq lists its product as uncharacterized. The record is from RefSeq and is a predicted model, not a curated record. NCBI's taxonomy places the organism in Eukaryota, Ciliophora, Oligohymenophorea, Peniculida, Parameciidae. The transcript has 3 exons.